Phacochoerus africanus (Common warthog) is the source of this 927-nucleotide messenger RNA. RefSeq names its product olfactory receptor 8D2. Gene Ontology annotation, biological process: G protein-coupled receptor signaling pathway; sensory perception of smell. The coding region runs from base 1 to 927 and encodes 308 amino acids. Lineage: Eukaryota; Metazoa; Chordata; Mammalia; Artiodactyla; Suidae. Gene Ontology annotation, cellular component: membrane. The record is from RefSeq and is a predicted model, not a curated record. Gene Ontology annotation, molecular function: olfactory receptor activity; G protein-coupled receptor activity; odorant binding. The transcript has a single exon.
AUGGCCACUUUAAAUCUUUCCUCAGUGACUGAAUUUAUCCUUGAAGGGUUAACAAAAUGCCCAGAGCUUCAGUUGCCACUCUUCCUCCUGUUCCUAGGAAUCUAUGUGGUCACAGUGGUGGGCAACCUGGGCAUGAUCGUCUUAAUUGCUAUCAGUUCUCAACUUCACACUCCAAUGUACUAUUUUCUCAGCCAUUUGUCAUUCAUCGAUCUCUGCUACUCCUCUGUCAUUACUCCAAAGAUGCUGUUGAACUUUUUGUCAGAGAAGAACAUUAUCUCCUUUCUGGAAUGCAUGGCUCAGCUUUAUUUUUUCCUUAUUUUUGUAAUAGCAGAAGGCUACAUUCUGACUAUCAUGGCAUAUGACCGUUAUGUUGCUAUCUGUAGCCCACUGCUUUACAAUAUAAUCAUGUCCCAUAGGGUCUGUUCCAUAAUGAUGGCUGUGGUAUAUUCACUGGGUUUGUUUGGAGCCACAGUUCAUACCACCCGCAUGUCAACAUUAUCCUUCUGUGGACCUCAUACUAUCAGUCAUUAUUUUUGUGAUAUUCUUCCCUUGUUGAGUCUGUCUUGCUCCAGCACCCACAUUAAUGAGAUAUUGCUAUUUAUUAUUGGAGGAGUUAAUACCUUAGCACCAACACUAGCUAUGCUUAUCUCUUACGCUUUCAUCCUCUCUAGUAUCCUCCAUAUUCGGUCCUCUGAUGGACGGUCCAAAGCCUUUGGCACUUGUAGCUCCCAUCUCAUGGCUGUGGGUAUCUUUUUUGGGUCUAUAACAUUCAUGUAUUUCAAGCCCCCUUCUAGCAAUACUAUGGAACAGGAGAAAGUGUCCUCAGUGUUCUACACCUCUGUGAUCCCCAUGCUGAAUCCCUUGAUCUACAGCUUGAGAAACAAAGAUGUGAAGAAUGCACUGAGGAAGGUGGUUGGGGGAAGGUAG